Neolamprologus brichardi is the source of this 2218-nucleotide messenger RNA. Its product is annotated as somatomedin-B and thrombospondin type-1 domain-containing protein. The record is from RefSeq and is a predicted model, not a curated record. NCBI's taxonomy places the organism in Eukaryota, Metazoa, Chordata, Actinopteri, Cichliformes, Cichlidae.
GCGUCACUUGUUCGUCCAGGCGUUUACACAGAAGAUACCUCGUUUUCUGCACAGGCAGGACCAUGUUGCACUUGGAUUUUAUAUAGAAAAUACAAAUUUCACCUUAAUAACAUUAUUUGAUUAUUAUUAUUUAUUUAUUUUUUUUUUAAAAAAGGCAACAACAGCACAGAGCAGCAGCAGCGUGUGUGGAGCAAGUGGUCCCAGAAAGAUUUCCGUCAUGGGAGCGUGUGGAUGGAGCUCAGCGCGUCUUGGCUUUGUCGUUUGGGGAUUUUUGGCAUUUUUCUGCGGAGAAUUUGUCCCACAGGCUGAAGCAGGCUGCAGGGAGCGAGAGAGCCCCAACUGCUGCACCGGCCGGAACAACGAAUGUUUUGAGUACUCCAGGAGGAAAACAGUGUGUUACUGCGAUACCUACUGUCAAAAAACAAGAGACUGCUGCGAGGACUAUCAGAGCGUUUGCCAAAUAUCUGCAGCCAUUGACUGUGUGGUGGGAUCAUGGGGUCCCUGGUCAUCAUGCACAUCUUCAUGUGGAAUUGGUAGCACGGAAAGGAGUCGCCAAGUAUCUGUUCCCCCUAGAAACGGAGGUACACCCUGUCCUGAUCUCAAACAACGUCGAGGAUGCUUCGGAAACAACGCCAUAUGCAGCACCGCGAAAGAAGUCGCAAAAAUCUUGCCUAAUUCUUUCAAGAGGAACUUCAAGGACCCUUGGAGGAGACCACACAUGCUGAUGAAGGAGGAGAAGGCCAGUUACUGUGUGCAUCUGCAAGUGAAACAGGCUAGCGCGGCAUGUAGACUCAAACUGUGGACCGCUCGACUGAUGAGAGAGACUGCUGUCUGUGUAGAGUGUCAAAGUGAUGCCAUGGCAAAGUCAGAUCGCUGUGGAGGCGAUGGUCUAAGGGGCACCAGGACCUUCUGGUCAGCAGCUUCAGUCCCGGGCUGUCACGGUUCCUGGAUUCGACAGUUUUCUUCUGAGCGCUGCCAGUGUCCUGACAACUCUUUCCUCUUUGUUUGAGGCGGCACACUACUCUCAGCAUCCUGCCAAGUGCAGGACAGCCCUGCCAGCCAAGCCAGACCCUCCAAUCCAGAUUACUGGAUGGGUAACUCAAGGAUAUUAGCAGCAUCCUGCCACUUUUUUUUCUUUCACCUCAUAUUCUGUACUGUAUAAACUCUUAAAGCACACAUAAAUUCUUGCAUUUAACUUCUGAUUUUACAGCCACAUAAUUCUCCUCUAAAGCACAGCAUCUAUUUGCCUUUUUACCUCUGAGUCUUUGCUAUCUACCUCCAUCAAUACAAGUGCGUUUUCUAAUGCAUAAUGUAUAAAUAUAGAAAUAUAUUAUUUUGCUUUAUACAUUUUCUACUUAUGAUUGGUUUAUGUAAUGUAUAUGUGUCUAUAUAGCUUCAAUAAUUUGUAUCCAACAGUGUAAACAUCAGACAUCUGUCAUUUAUCCCCAAACAGUCCUAAGUCAUCAGUGGUUUUGGAGAUACUAAAACGGAUCAUCAAAGUCAUAUCCAAACUAGGAUCCUUCGCUCAGUAUUUUGAUGUUGUAUCUUUUUUUAUCCCAAAGGGCAAAGUUGAAUAUCAGGUACUGAUUCUCAGGUGCUUAGAUUUCAAGUCUCCUUCAUGUCUGCCUCUUCUGGUGGUCAGUCACAGAUGUUUUCAGUAACAUGACUCAUAGCGGAGAUCAAUCACAUCUGUUUAGACUUAAUAUUGCUGGAGAGGAAAAAGAGCCAUAUAAGCGAAUUCACUGUGGUUCUGUCUGUCUUGUGUCCAAGACUUAAAAAAUGCUUCAUGAUUACUCGCCCUGCUCACGGGGGAGUUUUAUCAAAAGAGUAUGAUCCAAGAUAAAUAUCGUGAACAGCCAACUCCUAUAUUUUUAAUUAACCGAAUCUCCUCCCCUCCCUACAGUUCCUUUACUUUUUUUUCAGUUCUGUUUUUGUUGUCUCUGUUGACUCUGUGUUUUCCCUCAAAUAAAAUACAGACUAACUACAGCUUUACCUUCUUGAGUUAAACGACACAGCAUAAAUUCCUGCAUCUCUUUUGCUGUUGGGUUAAGAAGAAGGCAGGUGCAGUCAUGUUAUGGAAACCUGUUACUUUCUCUUUACAUCCCCCAUGUCUGUGUUUGUGUGUUUAUUUAUUAUAAACCAUGUGGUAAUUUUAUAAGUGCAGCACAGCAUUUUCUGUACACUGUCCAUUAGUGAAAUAAAGAAAACUAUACCGCCA